Galleria mellonella (greater wax moth) is the source of this 1776-nucleotide messenger RNA. RefSeq lists its product as uncharacterized. The transcript has 4 exons. NCBI's taxonomy places the organism in Eukaryota, Metazoa, Arthropoda, Insecta, Lepidoptera, Pyralidae. Gene Ontology annotation, molecular function: transcription cis-regulatory region binding. The record is from RefSeq and is a predicted model, not a curated record. Bases 137 to 835 code for a protein of 232 amino acids.
UAUACUUAUUAUGAAAACAUAUGGUGGCUACUCUCUAAAAAUAAUAUUUUAGACGUAUACGUACUUCAAUUGUUGAUAUUUUAAUGUUUAGAAGCAUAUAAUAUGUGAAAUAGAGCAAAAUAAAUUUAUGAAGUAAAUGUAUGGAACAAAUAUCCUCAACUUACUAUCGACUAUACCGUUCUUGACAUUAAGCAUAAAAUUGCAUACGCUAUUUCAAGUAUACGUCACGGAUAUACGUAGUACAAGAUGCUUCAUUGAUUUUGUGCAGUUGGUAGCGUUGGGAAUUUCGACCAAUCACGUUCGAGAUAGAUGUCGCUCUAGUACCGACGCGAGACGACCCAAGCUAGCUUGCACUGGGAACAUUUGCUUGAGCUCCAUACAUUUUCUUCUGGUUCUUUACGUCUACAGUUUGGUUGUGUACCAGUUCAAAAAUAAUUUCAAAAUUUUUGCCAUCAGGAAAAAAGUUAAAAUGACGGACAAGCCAAAGCGUCCUAUGUCAGCAUACAUGCUGUGGCUGAACAGCGCCAGAGAACAAAUUAAGGCCGACAAUCCUGGUCUAAAAGUCACCGAAAUCGCCAAAAAGGGAGGCGAGAUAUGGAGAUCAAUGAAGGAUAAGAGUGAAUGGGAGGAGAAGGCUGCUGAAGCGAAGGAACAAUAUACAAAGGACUUAGAAUCAUAUAAUGCUAAUGGUGGUGGCGGCGAGGGUGGUGGCAAGAAGGCACAGAAGCGAGGAAAGAAGGGCAAGAAAGCAUCAGCACCAGCUAAGUCCAAGAAGAAGAAGGAAGAGUCUGAAGAUGAUGAGGGUGAAGAGGAGGAGGAUGAGGAAAGCGAAUGAUCUCCCAGCCUAUAAGACAUUUCUGUUCAUAUUGAAUAAUUUACUGGACUUAAUUUAUUACGAAGUAAAAUGGGACUGACUUUCCAAAGUCUGAAACAGUUAACAAUUUCAUUUUAUAACCUGCAUUAAUAUUGUUUUAAAUGUGUAAUUUUAUUGUAAUUCUGAUUCUAAUGUAACAUGUGUGGAUUAAUUUUUUAGUCCAUUUAAUGAAAUUGUUGAUUCCUAUGGGCGAUUUACUAUUUUUAGUAGUAUUAAUAGAAGUGAAUGUAAGAAUUGCAGAGUUUGGAAAGUUUCACCACAGGCUAAGGUCUAGGUUCUAAGCCUCGAAAAAAAAUAAUGUUUAAGUGUUAGCAUGUAUACACUGGGGAAUUGUACAGUUAGACCUCCCUUGUUAAGUUCGCUGUGACUACUGGAUGCUCACAUUUAAUAUUUACCUCACUUCUGGUUUUAUCAAAACUUGUAUGUCUGUAGCACUCCCCGAUUGCUGUGCAACCCUUAUGUUUUGAAAUUGUGCUUUGUAUUAAAUGAGUUGCCAUAAAUGUAAUUUCUGUGUACUGAUUAAGUGUGUGCGUUCUUUGACAUAACAGUUUUGGUCAAACUAUACUCACAUGUAAAAUUAGAGACGAUUUCAUGAAAUAUAAUGGCUUACUGUUAAUUAAACCUACCUCUUCUGAUUGUAAAUUUCAAUACUGCUAAUGGUACCAAACUUAGCUACUAAGAAAACCGGCAGUAUGAUCUGUGUAUCAUGCUGGGCAAUUUAAAUAUAGGAAAUUGAUGUGUAUGUUGUAUUUUUAGUUAGUUACUAGGUAGGUUUUCGAUGUGAUUUGUCUCUCAAAUUUUACAUUUGUGUUAUUUUGUAAAUGAGAAUUAGCAUUCCUCAUGUCAAUACGGAUUUUACAUGUUCAAUAAAGUAAUUUCAUAUAAAAUAUUCUAUUUUUCAA